This is a messenger RNA of Episyrphus balteatus (marmalade hoverfly), 1382 nucleotides long. It is a transcript of the gene Taf7, whose product is annotated as transcription initiation factor TFIID subunit 7. Gene Ontology annotation, molecular function: RNA polymerase II general transcription initiation factor activity. Bases 88 to 1338 code for a protein of 416 amino acids. Gene Ontology annotation, cellular component: transcription factor TFIID complex. The transcript is spliced from 3 exons. The record is from RefSeq and is a predicted model, not a curated record. NCBI's taxonomy places the organism in Eukaryota, Metazoa, Arthropoda, Insecta, Diptera, Syrphidae. Gene Ontology annotation, biological process: transcription initiation at RNA polymerase II promoter; RNA polymerase II preinitiation complex assembly.
UCGGCUUGUCAAUUUUUUUCUUGUGAGCUGUGAAAAAGUAAAAUAUUUACAAAUUAUUUUAUUUUUUUUAUUAAAAUCGAAAGCAAAAUGCUUGAAAAAAAGCCAGAAAAGAAACAAAAUGAUUCAAAACCCAGAGACGAUGGGGUUGAACUUGAAAAUCAAUUCAUUUUAAGAAUUCCAGAGGAGCCUGCAAAAAUACUACAUGAAGCUCUUCUAUCAGGCAACCUCAAAGAUCGGCUUGCCAUUAAAAUGGACAGCGACUUACGAUAUGGUGAAGUACGUUUCGAUCAUUGGCUACUACAUGCAAAGAUUGUUGAUUUGCCAACAAUUAUGGAAUGCCUCAAAACCAUCGAUAACAAGAGUUUUUAUAAAACUGCAGAUGUUUGCCAAAUUAUGAUUUGUAAAGAAGAACCCGAUGCUCCAGUUCCUGAAGAUGAAUCACCCAACAAAGCCAAAAAGAAGGAUCCCAACAAGGUUGACAAAAAGUUCCUCUGGCCACAUGGUAUAACGCCACCCUGUAAGAACAUACGUAAACGUCGCUUCCGCAAAACUCUCAAAAAGAAAUAUGUCGAAGCUCCAGAAAUUGAGAAAGAAGUAAAACGUUUACUUCGUGUCGACAACGAUGCAGUAAAUGUUAAGUAUGAGAUAAUCAAUGAAGACGAUGACAAGUCUGGUGGAAUGCUCAAUUCUAAAGAUCAAUCUACAGAUAACGAGGAAACACUCCAAGAUGAUAAAUUGCUUAACGACUCCAACAAGGACAUCAAUGUCGAAUCGGAUGGCGAAGAAGAAAGACCUUCGUCGAUGCCAAGCAAUAUGCGCGAUGUAGCCGAGCAUGAUAUUUUUGGUGAGGAAGUUUCCUCAUCAGAUGAUGAAGAUAGGCCUGUUAGACGCGACAUUGAAGAAACUUCUCGUCUAUCGGCUGAUGACAGUCGCAUGUCGGAAGAAUAUUCAAUGUCUGGAACUCAUAAUCAGAAGGAAAUUGUCACAGAGUUCAAUAAAUCCAUGUUUGGAAGCCCUAAAGAUCCUUCCAAAUCAUUCGGAGGCUCCAAUUCAAGUUUAGCCGGUCCAAGUGGUUUCUAUGAGGAACAAAAACGAAACGACUCCGACGAUGAAUAUUCAAAUGAGGCACAAAUGACACGAGAACAAAUAACUGCUAAAAUAUCCGAGUUACGUGGUCAAUGUGAUGACCUCAAGGUUCAACAAUCCCAGAAAUCUCAAGAGAUUUCAUCCAUUCAAAAUCCAACUUUGAAACAACGACUACAAGAAACCCUCGAGAAUUUAUUGAGUCAAAUUGUUGAAAAAGAAUUAGAAAUACAAGAUUAUCAAAACAUGCUCUAAAUUUAAAAAUUGCACUAUGUAAUUCAUUUUUUUGAUUGUUUAAA